This is a messenger RNA of Phytophthora infestans T30-4, 827 nucleotides long. RefSeq lists its product as uncharacterized. Bases 27 to 827 code for a protein of 266 amino acids. Lineage: Eukaryota; Oomycota; Peronosporomycetes; Peronosporales; Peronosporaceae. The transcript is spliced from 4 exons. Gene Ontology annotation, cellular component: cytoplasm. Gene Ontology annotation, biological process: negative regulation of protein localization to cilium. The record is from RefSeq and is a predicted model, not a curated record.
CCAAAACGGAACUUGAUAACACCGACAUGCCUGGACGCGUGAGCGAGCAUCACCAAGAAGAGCUGAGCAAAUUCCUCAAGUUCUUCCGCUCGCGUCUCAAGACGCACUUGGAGAACGUUGAAGCCGAUUUCGAAGACACUCGGUCGGAUCGGCUGUCGUCCGAAGAAGUUUACAGCCAGAAAGACAUCCAGGAAGCCGUCACGUCGCUAUGCUUCGCCGUCAAGGCUAAUAUACGCAGUGAGCUGCAAGACACUAUCAACAUGAUGGCGUUAUUGCUGCGUCAGAUCUUCAUCGAGGCCGAGGAUAGCGAUCUAGCCUUGGACCUGGACAUCGCCAUGGUGGAAGACAAGGAGCUGCUCGAGCGUGUGGAGCAGCUGAGUGUAUCUGAAUGGACCAGUGGAGACUCGAGCAGCGCGGCACAGAUCGGAGCCAUGCCGAAGAGUAAGGCAAAAGUGCAGGUCGACGCCGAAGCGAAAGAUAAACUAGAGAAGCAGCUUCAACAUGAACAGGAGCAGCACGAGGAGGAGAUUCGUGCGGCGAAAUUGACGUCCAAGCAACAGAAAGAGGCUCUGGAAGUAGCACACACCAAGGAAUUGCGUAAAUUGGAGCGGAAGCUCGAGCUGGCCGGUGAGCGUGUGGAGGAGCUCGAGAAGCAGGUGGAAGACGGACGACAGCACGUCGCGCACACGGCGCAGUUCCAGUCGAUGAAGCGCAUGGUGACGACCAAGAAUCAGCAGCUGCAGGACCUACGUCGCCGACUGCAGCGUUACGAGCCAGACUACGCCGAAGACGAUGGCGAGACCAAGGACGCCGACGACGAUGACUAG